Messenger RNA from Anopheles nili, 1287 nucleotides. RefSeq names its product odorant receptor Or2-like. Gene Ontology annotation, cellular component: plasma membrane. The coding region runs from base 1 to 1287 and encodes 428 amino acids. Gene Ontology annotation, molecular function: odorant binding; olfactory receptor activity. Gene Ontology annotation, biological process: detection of chemical stimulus involved in sensory perception of smell; sensory perception of smell. The transcript has 6 exons. Lineage: Eukaryota; Metazoa; Arthropoda; Insecta; Diptera; Culicidae. The record is from RefSeq and is a predicted model, not a curated record.
AUGAUUGGGGGUGUUUUGACAUUUGAAAAAAAGCUCAAGGAGCGGUUUGACAGUAAACUGAAGCGACAUCAAUUGGUUAUUAAUACUAUGGAAGUUGCUAAAAAACAGAGGCAGUUUCCCUUGAUGGAGUUAACCAUGAAGCUGCUUAAGCGGGUUUACUGCUGGAACGACGCACCUGGUCUACGUUUUCCUUUUAUCGGUUAUCUCAUCAUUGGAGCGUAUCCAAUAGUUUGGCUCAUUCCGAGUUGGUUAUUCAUAGCUACUUCGCGUCAUAACAUUACUAAGCUACUGAAGGCCGUCAACGAGCAGAUCGUAUUUUUUACCAUAUUCUACAAGCUGUACUCGUUCGUAAAAAAUUUUCAGCAGUGGGAGCAACUGUUUUACGACAUACAGCGUGCAUUCAACACCGUCCACGAAGAUAUCGAUAUUCAGAUUCAAUCGAUCUUGGGACACGUCGUGAAAUCGGCCCGAUUUUUAACUAAAAACUAUUUUUCAGUUUUACUGAUCAAUUGUUCGUUGUAUGGAUUUGUUCCGAUGGUAUUCGUUGUAAUAAAGUAUGCUGUUACAGGAUCCUACGAUGUACCACUCGCGGCACCAGUUGAAUCAAAUUAUUUCAUUCCAGGUUAUCAAACCAACUUCUGGAUCUGGCUUCCGUUUGACUGUUUCCUCAGUGCUAUCCUGCAAAUUCACGGGAUAGUGUUAUUUUCUGUGGAGUGUUUCAUAUGGAAUUUGCUUCAUGCUACAGCAUGCCUGUUUCGAAUCCUGCAAGUCAAAGCUGAGCAGCUGGGCGACAGUAAACCAAAGGGCCAAUCUUCCAAAGACAUACAAAAUUUUAUCGUCCUACAUGAUUUGGUGUUGCGGUCGGCCGGAAAAAUGGAAGAGAUCCUUCGUGGCGAAAUGCUUUUUCUGUAUAUGUCAACAAUUUUUGCACUGUGCCUGAUGAUGACUGUGAUGUCUGUCGCAUUCAAAGAUGUUUAUCUUUUAAUUAUAAUGGCGUGCGUGUUCGGGUACUGCUUGUUUCAAACAUUCGCCUUCUCGAUUCUGGGAUCUGAGCUUAUUGAGGAGAGUACUGCAGUAGCGGAUGCCAUUUUUCGCAGCAAAUGGUACACUCAGGACGUGAAGAGUCAACGCGAUUUAGGUUUCAUACUGAUGCGUGCCCAAAAGCCGGUUAAAAUAACUGCAGCGAAGCUGUUCGUCGUCACUCGAGAUUCGUUUACGCAGGUGAUAAGACAGGCAUAUACAAUAUUCACGCUAAUGUCCCAAUUUCUGGAUAACACUGAAAUUUAA